UCUUCUCCACGCCAAGCAUCCAAAACCCCUGAACCCCUUCGUUCCCAAAGCGGCUGAUAGGAAAGGACCGACAACAACAAGAGAGAUAGAGAAACAACGAAGAGAUGGACCACAUAGCGGCAGUAGAAGAACGAAUGGUAUCCGAUAGAUUGAGAAGGAAGCUCGAGGAAGUGAACGUCGCGGCGCAGGAUCAGCUCUCUACCAUCCAAGACUACGUCAACUUCAGUCUCCAGCAAGCGUACUUCAAAUGUGCGUAUGAAUGCUUCGACAGGGGGCGGAAGCAGGAGGAUAUCAACAACUGCGUGGAGCGUUGCAGUGUUCCGGUUGUCAAUGCCAAUAAUAUUGUUCAGACUGAAAUGGCCAGAUUUCAGGAACGAAUGAACCGGUCUCUAAUGGUAUGCCAAGACAAGUUUGAAGCAGCAAAAAUCCAGCAGAAAACAAAUGCCAUGAAUGAUUUGGAGUCCUGUGUCAAUCAGGCUAUUGACGACAAUAUAAAAACCCUUCCUCACAUUGUUGACCGUAUCAAGGCAUCUCUCUCUAUCAGUUGAAAGUUUUACUGAAUUUGCUUCAAUAAUUAAGAGCAUCAUUAUUCCAGAUGUGGUCAAAAUUUUUUAGACUAUAGACUGUAAUAUUGAGAUAUAUUCAGUAGAAUUUUCAGCAGCAGGCUAGAUGGGAAGUCCAGGACUGUCCUUCCCAAUCAAGUGGCUUAAGAAGAAGUAUUGAUUCAUUGCACUCAUAAUUCAAACCUCUACUUCCAAAAUCGAUACUGAUUGGCCACCUUUUGUAUCCAGAAAAAAGUAGUUUCAAUUGGGCUCGUGCCAUAAACUUUGUAGGUGGCAUCUUUUUUUUUUGGAAAAAUAAAGUUAUUUAAAUUUAAAACUAGUGUGGAUCUUCUAU
Elaeis guineensis (African oil palm) is the source of this 897-nucleotide messenger RNA. RefSeq lists its product as uncharacterized. NCBI's taxonomy places the organism in Eukaryota, Viridiplantae, Streptophyta, Magnoliopsida, Arecales, Arecaceae. Gene Ontology annotation, cellular component: cytoplasm. The record is from RefSeq and is a predicted model, not a curated record.